CACAUUCACAUAUUAUGAUCUCAUUUAUUUUUUAUUACAAUAAAAUAAAAUAUUUUACUGCAAAACAUUCAUGCAAUUUUCAGCUUAACAGGAAAAUCUGAUUGUAAAACAGGCAACAAUGUUCGGCGUUAAAACUGGUCUGACUGGUGACACGAUGCUGUAAUGAAAGAGAAGGAAAGUCAAACGUUGUUGAACAGAACUGAGACGCCAUUACCGAGUGAGGGAUCGCUGCUGGAGAACAGAAAUGUGAGAGGAUUUUAGGAGGAGGUGAAGAGACUAAAUCCUGCAUUUUGUUUUUGGAAGAUUUAUUUUGAAAAUGGCUGAAAAAACUCUGGUUCGAGAUUAUCUGAGCUGCUUCGUUUGUUCAGAGACUUUCAGAGAUCCUGUGUCUCUGAGCUGCAACCACAGCUUCUGUUCAAGCUGCCUGCAGACGUUCUGGAAACAAGCUAACAACAGAAACUGUCCUGUUUGUAAAAGAAGAUCUUCUAAGGACGCCCUGAUAUUGAAUUUUGGACUGAAGCAACUUGCUGACUCUUUUGCUGGGAGGCAGAAAUCUGCAUCAUCUGAGACAGAAAAAGGAGAGAAGACGUUGCAGGUGGUGUGCAGCAGACAUCAGGAAGAGCCUAAACUGUUCUGUGAAGACGAGCAGAGAGCUGUGUGUCCUGUCUGUGACUUUUCUCUCCACCAGAGUCACAAAGUGGUUCCUUUAGAACAAGCAGUCAGUGAGCUGAAGGAGCAGCUGGAAUCGGACUUAAAGUCUCUGCAGGACAAGAGGAACAAAUACAAACAAGUGGAGGAAACAUACGAUGAUGUGAUUCAACACUCCAAGAAGCAGCUGGUGUCCACAGAGAGACAGAUCAGAGCAGAGUUCAACAAGCUCCACCAGUUCCUGAAAGAGGAAGAGGAGUCCAGACUGGCAGCUCUGAGGGAGGAAGAGGAGCAGAAGGAGAAGACUAUCAGCAGAGAGAUGAAGAGGAUUCAGGAGCAGAUCUCCUCUCUGUCAGACAGCAUCUCUGCUGUUGAAGACCAGCUGCAGAAAGACAACGUGGCGUUCCUCAGCAGCUAUAAAGACACUCAGACCAGAACCAGAACCCAGAGCUCAGUGUCAGAUCCACAGCUGGUCUCAGGAGCUCUGAUAGAUGUGGCCAAACACCUGGGCAACCUGUCCUUCAGAGUCUGGGAGAAGAUGAAGGACAAGGUCCACUUCAGUCCUGUCGUCCUGGACCCAAACACUGCAGAGGGCCGGUUGUACCUGUCUGAUGAUCUGACCCGUGUGAGACGUGGAGACACAGAGCAGCAGCUUCCUGAUAAUCCAGAGAGAAACACUAAGUAUUAUGAUGUUCGUGGUUCUGAGGGCUUCAGCUCAGGGAAACACAGCUGGGAGGUGGAGGUGGGAGAUCUUCCUGUCUGGAUUAUUGGUUUAGUUAAAGAGUCAGCUGAGAAGGAGGCAGAAGUUGAUGAAUCUCCAGAAAAUGACUACUGGUGUUUAUGGCAUGGUGAUGGAAAAUACAUCAGUUGUUCUGGUCAGACUGUCUCAGAGAAGAAGAGUCUCCAGAAGAUCAGAGUCCAUCUGGACUAUGAAGGGGAGGUGUCCUUCUACGACUCUGAAGACAUGUCUCACAUCUGCACUCACAAAGAAACUUUCACUGAGAAAGUUUUCCCUUACUUUGGUGUUGGAAAGGCUGGAGAUGCUAAAACCUCUGAGAUCAAAAUCUGUAAAAACUGACAUGAUGCUGGCUGGUUUAGUCAUUUAUUGAUAUUUUAAAUUACUGAAACGUUACAUUUGUUUUAAAAUCACACACUCAAAGUGAUGGGAAAAACUUUUGGUGAUAUUUUUGCUGCAAAGAUUUUUUAAGGUGAACUUUUUUUGUUAAAUUUGGAAACUAAAUUUUUUUUUCAUUCAGGGUAAGUUUUAGUGUUUGCAUAGAAACUUUAUUGCAAAAACUGGUUUUGUGGAAUUUAAAUGUAAGAACAAAAACAUGACAUCAGUCUGGAUUAAAUGCUGUUUCUGGUUUAUUUUCUUUAAAUUACAUUCAUUAAUAAUCUUAUAAUUGGUAAAUCCAAAUUAUAAAAUGGAGAUGAAUGUCUUUAAACUUUUAUUUUUAACUUUUGUAUUGAUUUUGCUCAUUUUGGUUUGUAAAUUUGUAAAACAGAUUUUUGUUUUGUUUGAGAUUAACUGAAACAUUAAAUUUUGAGCUUUCAACAUCUUUUGUGGUUUUUAACAGCUAACAUAGAUGUAUAGCUAAUUUUCAUUGUUGAAUCAACUAAAAAACAAAAAAAAAACUGAGAUCUAGGUUUUGUUCUUCUUUUAGCUUUAUGUAUUUAUUUAUUUUAAUAUCAGUAUCAUUCUGAGGUAUUAAAACCAGUUUGAUUUAAACAAAUGUUCUCCUCCACAUCAGAGUUCAGUGUUACUUGUCUCUUGAGGGAUGAAGCUGUCCCACAUUCCUGUUUCUGACUCAUUGCACCAAAUAUCAGGAAAUCCAACAACACUGGAAGAGUCCGGCCUUCAUUCACAGCAAACUGGAUCCAGUUUACGGCUCGACUCUGGUCACUGAGAAUCUACAAAACUCAUGCAGAGGAGGAUCAUAAAACUCAGACCUACAGUUGGUCAGCAAAUUAAGAGAAAUUGAAUAAGCAGAAGACCAACAAUGCUUUUACUUUGAAAGGAUAGGCGGAAGUUGUGCGU
Molecule: messenger RNA, 2686 nt
Organism: Nothobranchius furzeri (turquoise killifish)
Lineage: Eukaryota; Metazoa; Chordata; Actinopteri; Cyprinodontiformes; Nothobranchiidae
Product: nuclear factor 7, ovary
Biological process (GO): protein ubiquitination
Cellular component (GO): cytoplasm
Molecular function (GO): zinc ion binding; ubiquitin protein ligase activity; protein binding
Source: RefSeq, a predicted model, not a curated record